Fonsecaea nubica is the source of this 687-nucleotide messenger RNA. RefSeq lists its product as hypothetical. Bases 1 to 687 code for a protein of 228 amino acids. The record is from RefSeq and is a predicted model, not a curated record. Gene Ontology annotation, molecular function: methyltransferase activity. The transcript has 4 exons. NCBI's taxonomy places the organism in Eukaryota, Fungi, Ascomycota, Eurotiomycetes, Chaetothyriales, Herpotrichiellaceae.
AUGUCCACCCAACGUCCACCUAACGUCCGUACCAACUACUUGUCAGAUAGUCUGUUCAUGCUCUCGUCGCUCACGUUUGAUGUUGUGAUGGUUGUGAUCCUCGGCGUCCUUCUCGGGUUGACCGGUAGCCCUGAAGAUAACAAUGGCGGCCACAACUCAGGCAGAGCCCGCACCGGAGAAUGGGCCGUUGACAUUGCCCGCAAAUACCCUUCCUCAAGGGUAACCGCAAUUGAGACGAUCGUUACACCGUCUCCACGGUGUCCCUUAAACUUGACCUUCUAUCAAGACGACAUUCAACUCGAGUGGAUCCAUCCCAAGAAUUCAUUCGACCUGGUCCGGUUCUCCCUACAAUCGGAGCGUUUGCAUGACUAUUCGACUCUACUUGGCAAAACGUUCAGGUCGCUCGCACCUGGUGGAUUUGUCGAGAUAUAUGACGUGGAACCGGCCGUACACUUUGCCGAUGGACAGACUUGCGCCCAGAGUUCAACAUUUUUAUGGCAAAACCUAUAUGAACAGGCACAUGUCAACGGGGGUUCACCCUUGGCUACCAUGGAGCAGCUAAAAGAUCAAUUAAGUCGAGUGGGAUUCGUCAAUAUCGCGACUGAAGUCUUUGAAGUCCCCUGCUCGCCAUGGUCAUCUGAAUCCAAAGCUCGACGGGUGGGCCAGGUACGUUUCCAAGCAAAUUAG